Brassica oleracea var. oleracea is the source of this 495-nucleotide messenger RNA. RefSeq lists its product as uncharacterized. Bases 1 to 495 code for a protein of 164 amino acids. NCBI's taxonomy places the organism in Eukaryota, Viridiplantae, Streptophyta, Magnoliopsida, Brassicales, Brassicaceae. The record is from RefSeq and is a predicted model, not a curated record. The transcript has a single exon.
AUGCAAGUAGCUGCGAACAAGAAACGCAGAGAUGUGGAGUUCAGUGUGGGAGAAUGGGUUUAUUUAAAGUUAAGACCAUACAGACAAACUUCAGUAGCCAUGAGAAGAGCGGAGAAGCUAGCCCCAAGGUUCUUUGGGCCAUAUCUGAUUGAGAAGCGAGUGGGGAAGGUGGCUUACAAGCUUGCGCUACCUGCUCAUAGCCUGAUCCACCCGGUCUUCCACGUCUCUCAGUUAAAGAAGGCAGUGGAGCCUCAAACUAAGGUACAGGAGCUUCCUCUUAUUCUUUCAUCGUCUUUGGAGUGGAAUGCAGAACCAGAAGAAGUGUUAGAAGUUCGAAGGUCUAAUGUUGACAAGCGCGCGGAAGUGUUAAUCAAAUGGAAAGGCCUUCCUGAUUUUGAGAGUUCGUGGGAGUCAGUUCAGAGGUUGAUGGAGCAGUUUCCAGAUUUUCAGCUUGAGGACAAGCUGGGUCUUCUUCGGGGGGUAUUGAUAAGUUAG